CGGAGACCGAUGAGGUCGGAGUAGUGUACCCGGAAAGCUGCUGUCUGCCGCUCAAAGAAAAACGCUAUGAGGGUUUCCAGUUAGUUAAUUGCAGGCAGCUGGAUCUCACCAUCGCUUCGUCCUUAUCAGGCCUCAUUUGCAGUGUCAGAUGAAUAAUGGGUCAGGAAGCCGGCAAGUCCGCUUGGCCCAAACCCGCCGGCGGGUAUCAGACGAUCACCGGGAGGCGCUACGGCAGGAGACACGCGUACGUCAGCUUCAGGCCCACCCAGGCGCGGCGGCAGGCGGAGCUGACAGACGGGCCCUCGGCCUGGCAGGGCAUGGAAAUGGACCCGGUCCGCGGAGGGAAGCCGCUAACUUCAAAGGGGAGCAUCUCAUCCGUGCUGCAGGCAAUCUUCCCGGUGAGCCCCAAUUCCGUUCACCCGGAAGAAGAUGCAAAGGGAGACGUGUUUAAGAUGAAGCGGGCUGGCUGCGUGGCGCCACCAUGUGGCCGAGGCAGGGACUGUGAGCCCAUGCCGUUGCCGAAACUGGGGGAGAUCUCGGAUGCCCGUGGGUGGCCCAUGCCCAGUGAAGGCGAUGUAUGCAGCUCCAGCGCACUGAGCUUUGUGAACACUGAACCUCACAAGGCACACAGUAGUGACAGCGAUGAGGAAGCUGGCUCAGACUUGCCACUGAAACAGCUGGAUAAAGAGUUUGACCAACCUAAUGCUUUUCACUCUGCUCAGCAAACUCCCUCAUGGGGGGGCAGGGGGCCAUCACCCAGACUUGGGGCCUUCCAGAGAGAUGCUGAGUUCCUCUGUCAGGACGGACCCAGUUUUCAUAGUAGAAUCUCAGCAGAUGAGGACAGGGACUCUUGGGCUGCUGUUCUGGGGGAUGCAGAGACAUGUGGGUCCCCAGUUGGCUGUGACUGUGACCCAGAGAUGACCCCUACAGAGAUGGUGGUCCGGCCAAAGAUCCGCAAGCAGACUGAUGAGAACCCAAAGGAGAGGAGGAGGAUCCCCCCAGGAGGGGAGACCAGGUGUGGGUCCAUGCCGCCGAAGGAAAGCCCAGAAAACUUCCCUGUUUACGAUCCUCAGACUGCUGGAACCAAGAGUGGCAUGUGGCAGAGGACAGAGGCAGAUGCGUCAGGUGGGACAGACGAGGAUGACAUCUGGGAGGAUCUGGAGGAUUAUGGCUACAAGCAGGGUGCCUUCCGGAAGGGAGAUGACAGCUCCCAGUGCAGCGAGGGGGAGCUCUCUGCCUCUUGGACAUCCGCCUCCAGCGCUGAGAAGGAGCCCUCCUCGGAGAAUGAGAGCUGGGAGACGCUGCCGGGCUUCGAGUCCGAGCCAGAGGGCCGGAGCGAUGGCAGCAGCUUGGAUGACGUGCCGGAGCUGAGGCUUGUCUCGCCGGACCAAUCAGCACUGGAGGAAGGUGAGCUCCCCUGGCCUCCGUACCACGAGGGGGCAGCGAGCAGCAGUAGCAGUAGCAGCAGUGACGAGGAGGCCGAUGCCCCCAGCCGCUUCGUUCACCCGGGGCUCUUUAUGCUCGACGGGAACAACAACUUGGAGGAUGACUCCAGUGUGAGCGAGGAUCUGGACGCGGAGUGGAGGCGGCUCGAUGACCUAGGGGACGGCUUUGGCAUGGCACAGGCCAUCUCCUUCGUGGAUCCACAGCUGCUGACAUACAUGGCUCUGGAGGAGCGGCUGGCACAGGCCAUGGAGGUGGCUUUGGCGCACCUGGAGUCCCUGGCGAUGGACGUGGAGCCAGCUCACCCACCCGCCAGUGACGACGUCAUCGACUGCCUGCCCCCCAUCACUGUGAUGGAGGACUGUCACGGCAAAGAGCAGUGCUGCGCCAUCUGCUGCAGCGAGUACGUCAAAGAUGAGAUUGUGACGGAGCUGCCGUGCCGGCACGCGUUUCACCGGAGGUGCGUGACGCUGUGGCUGCAGAAGUCGGGAACUUGUCCUGUGUGUCGGCACGUCCUGACGCCUGGCCCUCCAGCAGCCCCGGUCCAAACAUCCUUUGUGUCUGAUCACGAGGCGCCGCCAUCGGACCACAGCACGGCAGGGACACGAUGAACGACCCAUUCUAAGCUACUCCUGCUCAUUAAGUGACAGAACGCAAAAGAUUUGCUGGCUUCUGUGAAUUACUGAGACUGACGUUAACAAAGAAACAGGGACAUGUCCUUUUUUAGAGGACCCAAACGAAUCAGCCUGCACAGCUUUUAUUUUUAUAGAGUAAAUGGAAUUACAGAACAUACUGUAGACAUUCUUCCAAAAUUGUAUCAGUCAUACAAAUGUGAAAAAUAACAAACUUAAACUGAUUCUACUGCACUGAACUACACAGCAGGAUCAGACCAACCACUCUGUAUUUAAUGUGCUAAACUGUCUGUAGACCAGUGCACUGCUUAUUAUGUAACAUUAUUCUACUAAUUUACUAAGUGAUUCUGGCUUCAGUGUGAAAUGAAGGCUUUAGAUCGUUAUUUCUGGCCAGUUUGGGGCAUGAAUACAUUUUUAUGUUGUUGGAUCGGUUUUGCUGUCUGGUGGCUGUACUGUAGUUUCGUCUGGUGUGGGAGUGUGUAGUGAAGUGACUGUCUGACCAAGGACUCGUUUGGGGAAAGCGUGCUUCCGCUGGAAGACAAAUGUGCCACACGUGAUUGCUGAAUGCCCCCAAGCUUCCUCCAGUAUUAUCUUCAGACUUACAAUUGUAAAGAUACAACGGAUCAAACUUACGAAGCUGUGUGUGACUCCUGUUACGGUUUUUACAGUAACCGUUAAUCGAUACCCUGGAUUUGGUUCUGUUUCAGAUUUCGGCACAGCUCCACCGUCUGGCAGUGUAUUGCGCUGUUUUUAGGCUAUGCCUGGCUGUACACACACUUGCCUUGACUUGUUUCAUAAAAACGUCACAAGAAAUAGGCCUGAACAAGGAGGACUGGUUUCUUGUGGUCUUAGCACUUGGGGGGGGUGUAUAUAAUUUGUAAAGUGCUAAGCAGUGGAAUAAAAAAAUGCAACCACGUAAUGCAAGCCUAUCUGCCUUUUUGUCAGGUGCAUGGAUUGUACAGUGUGUUUAAAAAAAAAAAAAAGUCUUGCAUUCCAAAAUGUUAACUCUUAAGACAUCGCCAUAUUUGUGUUUAAUGCAUACUCAUUAAUAACUAGUCUACAACUGCAGUAAGUGUCGUAUUUUUUUUUUCAGUAACUGUAAAUGUUCUCAUUUUUUACAAAUAAGCAUGACCAGUUAAUUUGUCAUUUCCACAGCCUGUUUCCUGAACCUGAACAUUAAUAAAUGGAACAAAGCUUGUAUUUUUAUGUUAAAAUGCAGAUGGUUUCCUUUAAAUAUUUACCCUCAUGCUCAUUAAAACCUCUUUGGUCGUAAUUAAAAUGUAUUGCUAAAUUAAAAUUAAGGCUCAAUAUGUUGACCUCUGUAUAGAAUCACAGCGUGUAUACGGUAAGUGAAUUGUAGCGAUACGCUAUUUGUGUAAGAGGGGUCUGGCAUUGAGGUACUUAAUUUCAUGCAUGGUUCCUUAAGGCCACACCCAGACAGUCUAUAGCCAAAAUGAAUCACAGCUAUAUUU
Molecule: messenger RNA, 3547 nt
Organism: Paramormyrops kingsleyae
Lineage: Eukaryota; Metazoa; Chordata; Actinopteri; Osteoglossiformes; Mormyridae
Gene: pja2
Product: praja ring finger ubiquitin ligase 2
Biological process (GO): protein ubiquitination
Cellular component (GO): cytoplasm
Molecular function (GO): ubiquitin protein ligase activity
Source: RefSeq, a predicted model, not a curated record